Mercurialis annua (annual mercury) is the source of this 1108-nucleotide messenger RNA. RefSeq lists its product as uncharacterized. The transcript has 4 exons. Lineage: Eukaryota; Viridiplantae; Streptophyta; Magnoliopsida; Malpighiales; Euphorbiaceae. Bases 125 to 880 code for a protein of 251 amino acids. The record is from RefSeq and is a predicted model, not a curated record.
AUUUCUUUGAGUAAACAAAACUGCCACAGAAUUUUAAAAAGAUGGAAAUUCAGUCCUCAACUAUCAAUUAACAAGAUCUUAUCACUCACAUAUAUAAGCUAGCAAAAAAGUGACUCAAAUAGUUAUGGCAUCCUCAUCAUCUUGCCUGUUUUCUCCUUCGUCUCCUCAAUUGCUUCUCAGGGUUCACUCUAAUGCCUCUCUUCAAACACUCAAGGGGUCAUCACAGUAUUUUAAAGCACGCAGUGGCUGUUUUGAUGUUAAACUGAAUGAGAGCUUUCGGAGUUCUAGGCUGAAUAUUGCUUAUGCAAUGAAUAUGGCUGCUGGACAGUCAGGUGAACCUGAGAACUUCAGUUUUGACUAUAUUAAAGACAAAGGAAAACAACUGUGGGACAGUUCUCCCCAGCCAGUCAAGAGCUUCCCGUGGAACAGAGUGUUCGAGAACUUCAUUCAACUCAUCCUUGAUCUUGUUGUGGCAGUUAUCAAAUACUUAUCUGUACCUUUACUGGCAGUUUCUUCUCUUAGCGAGAUGUCAUAUUGUGCACACAACAAGAAGUUGUUUUUUGUCCCUUUCCCUCUUCUCAUUGGCUUCACUGUGGCUGGAGUCCUAAAAGAGACUGCCUUGGAACUGUCUCCACUUCUCAAGGAUGCAGAAGUUCCGUGGCAUCUGAUUGCCAUUGCAGUAAUUUUCACGUUGAUUAAGUUGCCUGGUCCAUAUUACCCAGGCUGGGGACGCAUAUUUAUUCCACACUUUGCGAAUGGGGUAUUAUGGAGAACUAUAUGGUCUGCAUUUUUGUGGUAUAGAAGACCAGAAAAGGCAUCAGGAGCAAUGGGAGCGGAAGAUCUAGUAAAUGGGGGUCAUUCUGAAACUAACAAAAGCUAAUUUCAUGAGUGAAUCAAGAUUGAGGUCAGACAUCAAGCUAAUUUAGAAGAAAGAACUACUCAGUUGAUACCGAAUCAGAUCGAUUUAGAAGAAAGAACUUCUCAAGGUCUGUAGUGGUUCAGAUGAAUGGUAUGAAGGGAUUCGCACCUUUGUUCACAAGUUUUGAUCCCAAAUUGUAAACAGAGUUUCUGUAAUGUUUUUUAAGUAACCCCAUCUCUUCUUUUUUAA